Electrophorus electricus (electric eel) is the source of this 5616-nucleotide messenger RNA. It is a transcript of the gene mst1ra, whose product is annotated as macrophage stimulating 1 receptor a. Gene Ontology annotation, cellular component: plasma membrane; semaphorin receptor complex. The record is from RefSeq and is a predicted model, not a curated record. NCBI's taxonomy places the organism in Eukaryota, Metazoa, Chordata, Actinopteri, Gymnotiformes, Gymnotidae. Gene Ontology annotation, molecular function: semaphorin receptor activity; transmembrane receptor protein tyrosine kinase activity; protein binding. Gene Ontology annotation, biological process: cell surface receptor protein tyrosine kinase signaling pathway; nervous system development; cell migration.
GUAAGUUUUACAGCCUCGUUCCUGUUAGUUUCUACGUUUUGGCAACUUUCUUUUCUUAACUAACUGGUAUGGCUUUUUCAAAUACCCGAACGUUAUGAAAUGUGGCAUCUGAAAGACGGCGUCAUUGAAUCAAAGUUGGAGUGUGCGCAAGAUUCCUGCCAAAGCGAGCGAGCAUUGGCGGUACUGUCAAAGAUCCUACUGAUGAUCACCAUGCUCUGAGGAAGAGUGACUCUUGUUUUCCUUUUGCUGUGCUUAAGACAGCAGACAUGGAUAUAUUAUUCACAGCCCAGGUGCUGUUAGCAUGUGUCUGGCUCCAAAUUCACGUGAUCUUGACCCAAGAAACCUGUCCUGUAAUCCCACAUAAACCUGUGGAUUUUACUGUUGUCUAUUCACCCCUACAUUUCCAAACUUUGAAAUCCAUUCAGAACAUAGAAGUCAACAAAGACCUGUCUCAGGUGUAUGUAGCAUCUCAGAAUGUGGUUGAAGCAUUGGACAGCAACUUUGAGAAGAUAUGGGAGCUGCGAACUGGUCCUGUUGGCAGCUCGGAAUGUCAGAUCUGCAACUGUGAUAUCAAGACUGAUCCGAAUGUGUUGGUGGAUACAGACAAUCAAGUUCUCCUUUUAGACCCUUCACCAUUUCUUUCCUUUUUGUACAUAUGUGGAAGUAAUCAAUAUGGUAUUUGUACCAUUCAUGAGCUCACAAAAGAAGAGCCACCCAGAUCUAACUGUCUCUUCAAUAAAGAAGCUAACUCACCCUCACAUUGUCCUGACUGCAUUGCAAGUCCUCUAGGUACUAAAGUCAGCAUUGUAGAAGAAGGGCAAACAUCUUACUUCUUCGUGGCAGCCACCAUUAACAGUACAAUUGCAGGAGACUACAGCAGGCGUUCCAUAUCUGUGCAACGUCUGCUUGCUACGGAGGAUGGAUUUGAAACCAACUUCAAGGGCCUGACAGUGCUUCCCACGUUCCAGGAUUCCUAUCCCAUUGAGUAUAUCUACACCUUCUCCACACUUACCUACACCUACUUCCUAUCCACACAGAGAGAGAAUCCUGAAGACAAUACUUCCAAGCUCCAGACUCAUCUGGGGCGGCUGCCGAUAAAAGACACUGAGACCUGGAUGUAUCGAGAGAUUGUCUUGGAGUGCCAUUUCAGGCCCAAGCGAAAGAAGCGGAGUAUGGAAAACAUUGUGUACAACGUGGUUCAAGCAGCCCACUUUAGCACAGCAGAAAAGGAACUAGCAAAUGAACUAGGCAUGAAAGAUGAGAAUGGAGUCUUGUACAUGGUAUUUGCUGUUACAGAUGACGAGGGAAAUCCUUCUAGAAAAUCCGCCCUUUGCGCAUUCCCCAUAGAGAAUGUGAACUUUGUCAUUGAGCAAGGGGUGGAAGCCUGCUGCAAGCCCAGGUCAGGGAGACUCUCCCGGGGACUGUGCCACUUCCAGCCCUGCGUCAGCUGUCCUCAUGAGCAUGAACGACAGUGUGAAAGAAUGGCUACUCUGGUGGCAAUGCCUCAUUUUAGGACUGACUUCUUCAGUGGCCAGAUGCAUGAACUCUUCACCUCCAUUCUGGUCACCACUAUAGGUAACGACACUGUGGCUCACAUUGGCACUGACCGUGGGAGGCUGCUUCAGGUCGUUCUGUCGAGGUCGAACCCCACAGUCUUUGCCAACUAUUCUCUUGUGGGAGAGGAGGAGAAAGUGUCACGUAUUGCUGCUGUGCAGUCUGAGGAGUCUUUACUGUUUGUAGUUGGAAACAAGAUGGUGAGUGUGUCACCUAAAGGUCCAGGAUGUGCCCAUCUGCUGACCUGUUCAGAAUGCUUGCGUGCCCCACGUUUCACAGGCUGUGGGUGGUGCGGCUCGGCCUGUACCCGCCUGGCCCAGUGCACGGGCCAGUGGACCAACAGAACCUGCCCUCCUUUUGUCACCCAGUUUUUCCCAGAGACAGCACCCCCUGAUGGUGAGUCACUGCUCACACUAUGUGGCUGGGACCUCCAAUCUCCCACAAAACCUGCCAUUACUGCAAACACUUACCAAAUUAGCGUGGGAGAGACCAGCUGCUCCAUUAUACCAGAGAAAAGUAACAGCACCCAGCUGGUAUGCAGGAUCCUUCCUCAGCUGUCAUACCUGGAGCGAAACGUGAAUCUCAGCAUGUCUGUGGAGGAAGGGAGAGUGGAACGUGGUUACUCCAUCUCUGGACAGAUUCACAUGCAAGGCUUCAGCUUUGUGGUACCAGUAAUAACAGAAAUCAGUCCAGACUAUGGGCCCAAGGUCGGUGGUACCUUGAUAACGCUGUCCGGGAAACACUUGGAUGCUGGAACAACUAGGGCAGUUCUCCUGGGGGACCAGGUUUGCCCAGUUGAAAGAGUGUCUUCCAAUGGGACCUGGUCCUUUGUGCAGUUUGUGUCCAAGGGAGUGAAGGAUGUAGCAGAGGUGAAUGUGACACUUGUGAUUGACAAGGCAAUGGUAUUGGCAGCCAAACAGUUCAGGUACAGGCAAAACCCUAUGGUGACUGAUGUGAAGCCCUCCUGCAGCUUUAACAAAGGGUCCAGAAUCAUUAUCACAGGACAGAAUCUGGACACUGUGUCACAGGCCACCAUCUCCUACAAACCCAAGAACUCCAGUCCUGUGCAGAGUUUGUGUGGGGGUUCAGUGAGCCCCACACAGAUGGAGUGCAUGAGUCCGGUGUGUGAGGACUCAGACGGAAUCCUCUCGGUGGACAUGGAUGGAGCCAAAGAUCUCAUUUCCCAGCCUUUCAGCUGCCACCCCAACGGUGCGCCCAUCCCCUUCGAGUAUGAUGACCACGUGCUGCAGCUCAGCCCCGGGCAAGACAAAGUCUCACUGCACCACAAGAAGUUGAGCGCGGUGAGUCACUGCAUGGAGAUCGUCAUGACAGUAGGCCAUGUGGACUGCAGGGCUCAAGUGCUGGACAACGAGAUCUUCUGCCGAAUCCCCAAGAACGUGAGCAUCCCUCCUAAGGGAGCGGUGGUCCAGGUGGUGGUGAAUGGGGAGCUGUAUGAGGUUGGCUGGGUGGUGUAUGCCAGGAAUGACUCUACAGUUGGCAUCGUGCUUGGUAUACUGGCUGCACUGGCUGUGGGGGCUGGGUUAGCAUACGCCGUGAUGACUCACCUGCGUAAGAGUAAGAAAGCUGUUCUAGCAGAGGCGCGUCUGGCACGGUAUUCUGUCCGGAAUGGUAUAAACCCAGAAACAUCACCUGUGGGAGAUUACAGACGAGAUUUGUCGCGUGCUACAUCAUAUGGCUCAGGCAUGGCUUUCUCGGGGCUUGCAUAUGCUGGUCCUUUGGAGACCUCUACUCUUCCCUUGGUGUCCCCACGGGGGUUCUCCGCGUCCGAGCUGCUGCCAGAGCUGCUGGAGGAGGUCAAGGACGUACUGAUCCCUCCUGAGAAGCUCAAUGUUCAACACGACCAGAUAAUCGGCAAGGGUCAUUUUGGGACGGUGUAUCAUGGCUACCUCGUGGAUGACCAUAACCAUGAGAUUCACUGUGCAGUAAAGUCCUUGAACAGGAUAACAGAUAUGGAGGAGGUGGAGCUGUUCCUGAGAGAGGGCAUCCUGAUGAAAGCCUUUCAUCACCCUCAUGUGCUGUCACUGCUAGGCAUUCUUCUACCCGCUGAAGGGCUCCCCCUGGUGGUCCUGCCGUACAUGAAACAUGGAGACCUCCGCCACUUCAUCCGCUCUAAAGAAAGGAGUCCCACUGUAAAGAACCUGAUUGGCUUUGGGCUUCAGGUUGCUAAAGGGAUGGAGUAUUUGGCACAGAAGAAGUUUGUGCACAGGGACCUGGCAGCACGUAACUGCAUGAUGGAUGAGACAUUUACAGUGAAGGUGGCUGAUUUUGGCAUGGCCCGGGACAUCCUUGAUAAAGAGUAUUACAGCAUUCAGGACCAUAAAAGAGCAAAACUACCUAUAAAAUGGAUGGCCAUAGAGAGUUUACAGACACAGAAAUUUACCACCAAAUCUGAUGUGUGGUCAUUUGGUGUCUUAAUGUGGGAGAUGCUGACCAGAGGAGCGAGUCCAUAUCCUGAUGUGGACCCCUACGACAUGUCUCAGUAUCUUUUGCAGGGACGGCGACUGCCACAGCCUCAGUACUGCCUAGACAGCCUGUGGUGUAUCAUGUUGCAGUGCUGGAACCCGGAGCCUGAUUUCAGGCCGACCUUCUCUGAGUUAGUGCAGGAUCUGCAGAAUAUCCACUCAUCCCUGGAAGGCGAGCAUUACGUCAACCUACAGGUCACCUACGUCAACGUGGACCGAGCCCAGCCUUACCCGGCCAUCGCCUCUGCCAUGCCCUUGCUCCUCGAGGGCCAAAGCACAGAGACCCUGGACCGACUGGAUGCCACCAUAGACCUCUAAUCACCAUCCAGCAGGAAUGAAGUGUGAGGCACCUAUGUAAAGGACCUUGUGGAAUGCAGGAAUAAAUGGUCAGCCCCCAUGGACAGUGUCGCAUGUCCAUUUUGAAGGUAACCAAAGCAAUGGCAGUGUCUGUGGUUUCAGCCUAUGCUGAACCUCACAUUGCUGGAGCAGGGUGUUGGCCUAAUCACUGCCUCUCAAACAUGAGUAUGGUACUGUGUUGUCCCUCAGGUGUUGCUCUAGUCAUUCUGGACUAGACGUUUACUUUUUUUGUUUUCUUGCGACUAUACAUGUCUUGUUUUGCAGUGAUAAGCAAUUAAGUAUUUGUUUUUAUUGGUUUGACUUGAUGCUAUUUUAAUGUUUCUGCUGAAACAAAAUGAUCUUCAUUUGUUCCUUACCACACACAUGCCAAAAAAAAGGUAAAAAUGGUAAGUUCAUGUUUAUUGAAUGUAGCAAUUUAGAGAAAUGAUAACAUGAAAUUGCAGGUAAUCAAAUUUCAUUUACUGUACAGCUAAUGAAGUUCUGUUGGAAUAUGUUAAGACUACUAUUCUGUCUAAAAAAAAUCAAUUACCAAAUUUAUGGUACUAUUUUUUUUGCCUAAAUUCAAAUUACCUGAUGAAUUUAAGGGUAAGCUUCAAUUGAUAAUGACAUAAGAAGCUCUAGUGAAAAGUAGGGAAUUGGAGAAGAACAGUGACUUAGACAUUUUUGAACAGUAUGCUCAAAUAACUCACAUAUGGCUACAAAUAGCAAGGUAUCAAAACAAACAUGUUUCAAAUCUAAUUUGAGCUGAAGACUAAUAAAUGGUCAGUUCAGACAAUUAUAAUUAGAAUCUUUUCCUCAGUGCUCUUCCACUAUCAGUUCUAGUCCUGCGUUUUGGUGUACUGACUAUUUAUAUGCCCCAUUCUCUAGUGGACCAGACAAAAUUCCUGAAAGAUGUAACAGGCCAAAAUGCAAAAUUUGGUUCUUAACACACAAGUACAAAUUAGAAGGCUACACUGUUGGGGUUAAUUAAUGUAAAAAUGUAUAGGGUUGAUGUUUUAGCUACCCAGAACUGUAAAAGGACCAAAACGUGAGUGCAAGCUUCUACUUUUUAUGUGCACAAAAAGACUGAAUAAAACCAAAGGGACAUUUUCAAAAAACUGCUCUGUAUGAUUGCCUAAACAACAUACUGACCUAUUUAGAAUGUAUGCAUAUUGAAUGAUUAGAUUUGUGGGAUAAUUAAUUUUAAAAAAUGAGGCACAAAUUUAUUAUAACAUUCAUGAGU